Strongylocentrotus purpuratus (purple sea urchin) is the source of this 2031-nucleotide messenger RNA. RefSeq names its product nipped-B-like protein. NCBI's taxonomy places the organism in Eukaryota, Metazoa, Echinodermata, Echinoidea, Camarodonta, Strongylocentrotidae. The transcript is spliced from 17 exons. The coding region runs from base 1 to 2031 and encodes 676 amino acids. The record is from RefSeq and is a predicted model, not a curated record.
AUGUACUUACAAUUCGGCAUUGAGAAGAGGAAAGAACAGUCUCAACAUGCACUGGGUUGCAUGGCACCACACCACGCCGAUUCACAAGAAGAGGCUAAUAAAAUUCAGCAAAGAGCCAAAGAACGAUCGGAGGGACGUGUGAAUUCCAAGACACCUCAAGGCAGUCCUCCAUUUACAGAUUCACAAGAAGAGGCCAAUGAAAUUCAGCAAAGAGCCAAAGAACGAUCGGAGGGAGGUGUGAAUUCCAAGACACCUCAAGGCAGUCCUCCAUUUACAGAUUCACAAGAAGAGGCUAAUGAAAUUCAGCAAAGAGCCAAAGAACGAUCGGAGGGACGUGUGAAUUCCAAGACUCCUCAAGGCAGUCCUCCAUUUACAGGUCAAGGUCAGGCCAUGCCAUCACCAAAACAGCCUUUUAUUCCCCACAAGGGAGUAGAUCGCACAGUUAAAGCGAAACAAGGAAUGUUGGACUCUUCCAUAACCAAAGAAGGUGUGUUCAUCGACGUGCAAAGUGUUCAUGACCAGCUGGGGAAUAUUGGAGUAGCUCAAGAUGAUCUGGCCAUUAUCAUCGGGAAUGCUGUUGAGACAGCUGUCAAGGCAGCAAUACCUGCAAUUGUGAGGGCAGUGAGAGAAGCCUGUGUUGCCUCUGUGAAGGAGGAUAUCAACCCACACCUACUUCGCAGCCAAUUCGAGAGGGAUGAAGUUGACCAGCAGAUGCGGAGGGAAAACCUUCGUAUCAUAGGACUCACAGAGGGGCAGGUAGGACAAGCGGAGACAGAAGAAAAUGCAGGUGAAUCAAAAGAGGCCUUGAUGGGCAAAGUUUGUCAGCUGGCAGAAGAGGUCGGAGUGAACAUCACCCCAGAUGACAUUUCUACAUGCUAUCGGGUUGGAAAGCCAAGAUCACUCACACAGAAAGUCUCAGAUUCACAAGAAGAGGCUAAUGAAAUUCAGCAAAGAGCCAAAGAACGAUCGGAGGGACGUGUGAAUUCCAAGACACCUCAAGGCAGUCCUCCAUUUACAGAUUCACAAGAAGAGGCUGAUAACAUUCAGCAAAGAGCCAAAGAACGAUCGGAGGGACGUGUGAAUUCUAAGACACCUCAAGAUUCACAAGAAGAGGCUGAUAACAUUCAGCAAAGAGCCAAAGAACGAUCGGAGGGACGUGUGAAUUCUAAGACACCUCAAGAUUCACAAGAAGAGGCUGAUAACAUUCAGCAAAGAGCCAAAGAACGAUCGGAGGGACGUGUGAAUUCUAAGACACCUCAAGAUUCACAAGAAGAGGCUAAUAACAUUCAGCAAAGAGCCAAAGAACGAUCGGAGGGACGUGUAAAUUCCAAGACACCUCAAGGCAGUCCUCCAUUUACAGAUUCACAAGAAGAGGCUAAUAACAUUCAGCAAAGAGCCAAAGAACGAUCGGAGGGACGUGUGAAUUCCAAGACACCUCAAGGCAGUCCUCCAUUUACAGAUUCACAAGAAGAGGCUAAUAACAUUCAGCAAAGAGCCAAAGAACGAUCGGAGGGACGUGUGAAUUCCAAGACACCUCAAGGCAGUCCUCCAUUUACAGAUUCACAAGAAGAGGCUUAUAACAUUCAGCAAAGAGCCAAAGAACGAUCGGAGGGACGUGUGAAUUCCAAGACACCUCAAGGCAGUCCUUCAUUUACAGAUUCACAAGAAGAGGCUAAUAACAUUCAGCAAAGAGCCAAAGAACGAUCGGAGGGACGUGUGAAUUCCAAGACACCUCAAGGCAGUCCUCCAUUUACAGAUUCACAAGAAGAGCCUGAUAACAUUCAGCAAAGAGCCCCAAAAACAUCGGAGGGACGUGUGGAUUCCAAGACACCUCAAGACGGUCCUCCAUUUACAGCCCCACCAGACAGCAUGGACGACAAAGAUCAGAUAAUACUCCUUCUUGAGGACAUCAAAAACAGACUCUGUAGUAAGAAAUCCUUCUUUGAACCAUUCAAGGCAAUGACCCAGGCAAUCAAAGGGUUAUCAGAUGCAGACCUUGCUAAGGCUAUGGCCAACUUUGGAAAACAAUGA